Capronia coronata CBS 617.96 is the source of this 588-nucleotide messenger RNA. RefSeq lists its product as uncharacterized. Gene Ontology annotation, biological process: protein folding. NCBI's taxonomy places the organism in Eukaryota, Fungi, Ascomycota, Eurotiomycetes, Chaetothyriales, Herpotrichiellaceae. The coding region runs from base 1 to 588 and encodes 195 amino acids. The transcript has 2 exons. The record is from RefSeq and is a predicted model, not a curated record. Gene Ontology annotation, cellular component: cytoplasm.
AUGUCAGAAGCGCGCGCAGCCUCCCCCACGCCUUCGGUGCGAGCACGUCAGGACGCCGAGGACCGCAAGCGCGAAGAGGAAGAACAAGCCAGGCUCCCCUACAAAUGGACGCAGACGCUCGAAGAGGCCGAAGUGACGGUGCCUAUCCCGGGGAACCUGAAAGCGCGGGACCUGGUCGUUGAGUUGAAGAAGACACACGUCAAAGUUGGAAUCAAAGGCCAAGAACCGAUCAUUGAUGGCGACUUCCCACAUCCCAUCCAGACGGACGAAUCGACGUGGCUGCUAAACACCAAAUCCGACGGCUCCAAAGAGAUCGUCAUCAACCUCGCCAAAGGCCACGGGUCGUAUUGGUGGGCGCACAUCGUGACGUCGGCGCCCAAAAUCGACACGACCAAGAUCCAGCCCGAGAACUCCAAGUUGUCCGAACUCGACGGCGAGACGAGAGGCAUGGUCGAGAAGAUGAUGUAUGAUCAGGAAAUGAAGCGGCAGGGAAAGCCGACCAGCGACGAGCAGAAAAAGGAUGAUAUCCUGAAGCAGUUCAUGGCGCAGCAUCCGGAAAUGGACUUUAGUCAGGCCAAAAUUGCUUGA